UUCGUUCUGUUCACACACAACAAGAAGUUACAGGAGCAGGAGAGCGGGAGAGGAAGAGGAAGAGGAACAUGGCCUCACGGGGGCUCACGGAUGAAGAGGUGGCUGCUAUCUGCAAAGAGGGACACCCCAUGACUCAGGAUUACAUGAUGCAGCAGACCAUGCUGAGGGUCAAGGAUCCCGCCCGAUCUCUGGACUUCUACACCGGGAUCCUGGGAAUGACGUUACUGCAGAAGAUGGACUUCCCGGCCAUGCGCUUCACUCUGUACUUUCUGGGCUACGAGGACAAGGCCAAUAUCCCCCAGGAUCAGUUGGAGAGGACGGCAUGGACCUUCUCCAGACACGGUCUCAUCGAGCUCACACAUAACUGGGGAGCAGAGAAAAAUAAGGACUUGAAAUAUCACAAUGGAAACAAGUCACCACUGGGGUUUGGUCACAUUGGUAUUUCAGUGCCUAACCUGGCUGAAGCCUGCUCCUACUUUGAGGAACGUGGGGUUACAUUUGUGAAGAAAGCAUAUGCAGGGAAAACAAAGAACCUGGCGUUUAUACAGGACCCUGAUGGAUACUGGAUUGAGAUUCUGAACCCUGUAAACAUGUGCGAAGUAAUGUCUCAGUGAACAUGUAAUUUAUUAACAAAUCCUCCAUAGCCUAGAGUCCAACUGUUUACAAUCUCCUUAAUGCUCAUUUCUCAGGGUGAUAUUUAAUCGUAGAACUACAAAAACAAUAAAAAAAAGUAUUUAUCUGAAAGUAUUUUAUUUGUAAAAAGUAAAUAGCAGCUUAAAUAAAACCACCUCAGAUUA
Messenger RNA from Boleophthalmus pectinirostris (great blue-spotted mudskipper), 797 nucleotides. RefSeq names its product lactoylglutathione lyase-like. The record is from RefSeq and is a predicted model, not a curated record. The transcript is spliced from 6 exons. Gene Ontology annotation, molecular function: metal ion binding; lactoylglutathione lyase activity. Lineage: Eukaryota; Metazoa; Chordata; Actinopteri; Gobiiformes; Gobiidae. The coding region runs from base 69 to 614 and encodes 181 amino acids.